Molecule: messenger RNA, 1122 nt
Organism: Letharia columbiana
Lineage: Eukaryota; Fungi; Ascomycota; Lecanoromycetes; Lecanorales; Parmeliaceae
Exons: 2
Coding region: 1-1122 (373 amino acids)
Source: RefSeq, a predicted model, not a curated record
AUGUUCAAGCCCUUGCUGUUCAUUGCUGCUUUCGCAAUACUCUCUCUAGGCUUCCACUUCCAACGUGAACGCCUUUUCCCUUCAUCGUAUCACCCAGCUCCUUCCACGGGCUCCACCCAAGACCAUGUACUCUCACCAAACAGCAUCCAGGCAAUCUACAACAGCACCCUUGGCUUCGGCGACAUCUACAUGAUCAACAUGCCUGGCCGAACUGACAAACUCGAUGCCCUCCGCCUUUUCACUUCCGUCACCAACAUCUCAUACACCGUAGUCCCAGGCAUCGACGGCAAGGAAAUCCCGCACGUCGCUUGGCCAGGCUUCUACAAAGAAGACCUGGCAAGCAGGACCGGCAGCUGGCGCGCUCACAUGAAUGCUGCAGCUUCAAUCCUCGACAAUAACCUCUCGUCCGCCCUAAUCGUCGAAGACGACGCUGACUGGGACGUCUCCUUAAAGACCCAACUCACCCAAUUCGCUCUCGGGAGCCGACACAUUCUCAAUGCGCCCGCGUCCUCUGAGCCGCUGUCCCCUUAUGGCGACGGUUGGGAUAUGCUCUGGCUCGGCCACUGCGCGCAAGACCUGCCCUCAAAACCCCUCGCGCGCUUUUUUAUUGCCAACGACACAACCAUGCCCCCGGCUGGUCGCCGCUGGGGUCUGUGGAAUCCUGAAGAAAUCCUCACGUACGACGUUCUGCACAACCACACCACACGCGUAGUAUACCGCCCCGCUGGCGGCGUCUGUUCAUACGCCUACGCUCUCUCCUACACCGGUGCCCAAAAGAUGCUCUACCAUCUCUCUUACUCCCACUUCGAUGGACCAUUCGACGUUGGCCAAGCCGGUUUGUGCAAGCGCGGUAGAAAGGGAGAGAUCGAUUACUCGUGUGUGGGAGUGUAUCCGGGGCUGAUACAUGCGGUGUUUGGGGACAAUGAUAUGGUGUACGAUCCGACAACACCAAGAAAAGAGAGGGAGAAGAAGAAGGGAACACCUUCUGCGCCGAACUUGGUAUUUGGUGUAAGGGAGAAUGUGAGGAACUUGAUCGAAGGAAAGGAAUUGGUGGGGCGGUGGCAAGGGGAGGAGGAGAUAGGGGAGAUGGAGAUGUGGUUCGACGAGGGGAAGGGCGAAUGA